This is a messenger RNA of Nezara viridula (southern green stink bug), 3562 nucleotides long. The record is from the annotation of a GenBank genome assembly. NCBI's taxonomy places the organism in Eukaryota, Metazoa, Arthropoda, Insecta, Hemiptera, Pentatomidae.
CGCCACCAUCUUGAUAUAAACAGCGCCAGCGGAGUUGAGGGGUCUCAGUGUAUUCGCUGAUCUUGUCAGAGAAGUCUUGCGUCUUUGAUUGUUUAAGACUAUCCGAUUUCCCUUAUUCUGUCGAGAUGUUGGAUCAAUCCACGAGUAUUUUAAUUUCCAUCACAGCUGUUUUUUUCGUAUUUCUUGGAGUAUGCUACGAAUAUUUAAAAAGACGUUAUAGAUACUGGAGUGAUAAGGGGAUUCCAGGCCCCAAACCGAUUGUCUUCAUUGGUAACAUGAAAGAAUCGUUAUUUAGGAAAUGCACAGAACCACAAAUGACAGACGUUUGGUACCAGAACUACCGUGGCAGUCCCUACAUAGGUUUCUACAACCUGCUGAAGCCUUCUGUCUUCCUCAUCGACCCAGAACUGAUCAGGAAGGUCACAGAAGUCGACUUCAAUCAUUUUGUCGACCAUCCUCCCCUAAGUGGACACUCAGGCAGCGACGCCAUCAUCGAUUCCUUAUUCACGAUGAACGGCCAACAUUGGAAGGACAAACGCUCAAUAUUUUCAAGGAUGUUCACGCCCAAGAGGUUGAGGGAACAAAUAGAAAUCUUCAACAACCGGUAUUCCUUUCUGAAGGAGGAGAUCGAAAAGCAGCCAGGACUUAGUAAAGAUGCUGAUUUAUUCAAGUUUAUCGGGAGAUAUAUCCUCAUUGGUUUUUCCACAAUACUGUAUGGUCUCGACUUAACGAAGGACGAAAAAUUAUUUGAAGACUUUGAGAGGCACUCGGAGAUUUUCUUACAUCCUGGAUUGCACACUUCAUUGAUGUUUUUAUUCUAUUCUGCCUCUCCAAAUCUUUUCAAUUUACUGAGCAUGAAAACUUUCCCGCGAGAUAUUUAUCACUAUUUUUCUCCUUUAACGAAAGGAUUGUUAGAGCAGAACAAGAAAUUGGGAUAUACCAAUAGUAGUGACUUGCCGUCAUUGCUCAAUCAAUAUCAAGAUUCCAACCCCGCUUCAGCUAUAGACCAUCCGGAGUCUGUUGGUCAUAUUUUCAGUUUUUUGAGCGCCAGUAACCACACGACAAUCACCACCAUCAGCUAUGGUCUCUUCUUGCUCGGCCAACAUCCAGAAGUUCAGGACAAGCUUCGCGACGAAGUGGAUAGAGUGUUGAAAGAUAAUCAAGAUAUCACAUCUGAAAACAUCAAUGAGAUGGUCUAUCUAGAUGCAGUACUCUAUGAAACGAUGCGAAUGUACACGUUGCUCGGAGUGUUAAAGAGGAUUUGUACAAAGAAAUAUUACGUUGACGAACGCCUAACCAUUCCUGAAGGUAUGGAAGUCUUCAUUCCUGCCCAGUCACUUCACAUGGAUCCUGAGUAUUUCCCGGAACCGGAAAAGUUCAAUCCAGAAAGAUUCUUGGGUCUUGAAAAGCUGCCCUCUAUCUUCAUGCCUUUCGGAAGAGGACCAAGGAACUGUAUUGGACUCAGAAUGGCUGAAAUCGGUUUCAAGAUUGCAGUUGCUAGAUUAAUAUCCGAUUACAUAAUCUCACCAAAUCCAAAAACGACUCUUCCUCUCAAGUACGAUCGGCUGUCGACGUUCAUAACUUGCAUGCCAGAGAAUGGAUUGUGGGUCAAGUUACAGAAACGAUGACUUUGAGGGGAAGGAAGAGGAGCCAAUGGAUCUAACUACGCCACUGAUUGAAGGCUGUGUAAUAAUCAUUCAAAUACUCAAUGGUUGACCGUAGUAUAAUAUUGAAAAAGAGAGGGUCCGGGGUGGCAGUUAAGAAAAAAUUUAAAAUAGUGAAAAAUAUUUCAUUUUAAGCCAACGUUUCGACCGAACUAUGCAGGUCUUCAUCACGGACAUAGUCGAGAUGGAUGGUUCCAUGUGAAACGUCCCUCACAUAACAAUUUCGCAAAUAUAGCUUAUACACAGCACCUUAAAUAACUAUUUAUUCGCACCUUGUAUAACUGUUCCACAUAUAUAGCAUACACUUUCGCUUAUACACAGCACCAUAUAUAACAGUUUCGCACGGGACACCAACCCGACCAUGCCCCUCAUGAAGACACUCAUAGUUUGAUCAAAACGUAGGUUUAAAAUAAAUUAGUUUUUACAAUUUUUUUUUUAAUGACCGUCAUCCCGGACCAUCUCUUUUCUCUAAUAAUCAUUUACGUAAUGUUAUUUGAUAAACCAGGGUAUUACUCAAAUUAUUUAUAAAAUUAUCAAAAAUUUCGAUAAUCACACUCAAUAGCCACGAUUAUUUAAUAAUCUAAAAAAAAAAAAACUAAGAAAAUAUUUACGGUUUGUUACUUUUUUGGAACCAAUAGUGUAAAAUAAUGACAUGCGUUUAUGAUUAAUAUAGCUAAUUAUUUUGAUCUCAAUGGUUUUGUUUUGUUGAUUAUUUUUAAUGUUCUAUCUAUAGAAUAAAUAAAUAUUCACAUUAUUAUUAAUUUCAGUUUUCAAUUAUUGAUUAAAUCAGUUUUGUUUUUGUCAAUAUUUUCAGUUAGUUUUAUUAUGAUUUAACCACAGUUAAAUGUUUAGUUGUUAAUUUCAAUUUAAAUACCGAUAUAAUAUUAAUGUGCCUUAUUUUUUGCAUUUAGAUAUGUAAUCAGGAAAUAUAAAAGAAAUUAUUAUACAUUUUAUUUGUGAUUUAUAUUUUUAAUCACAAUAUUUAUUUCAAAUUAUUGAUAUACUUAUGAAUGCCACAAAGUGUUUUUCAUAAUAUAGUUUAAUAAAACUUGUUAUUCUGUGAAAUUACAAAUAUAAUAAAAAAAUAAAGAACAUAAUUUCAAAAGAAAUUAUUUUUAUUUUUGUCUUAUAUUUUUUAAGAUAGAAAUUAAGUCUGCGAUAAAAUAUAUGAUAAAUAUUCGACUACCCUAAAUUGAAUCUUGAAACAUUAAUAUAGUAAUACAACUUUAUUUUAAGAUACUGUAGUAUUCAGAACAAUUAUUAUUAUUAUUCUAAGAUGGUAUAUGUAAAUCAGGAACUAAACCUUCUCAAUUUGCUAACAAAAUUUACUUUGGUUUGUAUUAUUGAAAAAGAAAAAAGAAAAAUUUCAGGUUGUUUACAUGUCCAGGAUGUCUUCUACGGUGUGAUAGAGCUAAGUGAGACAAUUUUAGACACAAUAGUAAUUAAUUAUGAGAGAAAACAAGUAAUAAUAAUGUGUGCAACUUUCACACAAGAUAUUAAGUUAACAGCUUUUGAUGAUAAGAAACUAAAUUCCGAAACGUCAAACUAAUAAAAAAUAAUAAGAAAAUAAUAUUUGGAUCCUAUAUUAAUAAAAAAAAAUAAAUCCAAAAGAAAUAGGUAUCAGGAAAGUAUUUCCUCUGGUCAUAUAACUAAGUGAUUAGUUCAACAGUUAGAAACUCCAUAAAACUGUUAAAUUUUAUAGAUUGAUUCGACAGCAUUGUUAACUAAAUAUUUUUUACAUCAAUGUUUAGAUAAUUUAGAUAAAAUUUUCGGUAGAUAAGCAUGACAAAUGCCAAAAUUUGCUCAACUUUUAAUGAUCAAGAUAUCGUUCCGAGGAUGAAGCAUGGAAGAUUAUGAUGGGCUGGCCACGAAGAUGAUCCUGACAGAACCUCUCUACG